This is a messenger RNA of Betta splendens (Siamese fighting fish), 13323 nucleotides long. RefSeq names its product zinc finger and BTB domain containing 20 (gene zbtb20). Gene Ontology annotation, biological process: negative regulation of transcription by RNA polymerase II; regulation of cytokine production; regulation of immune system process. The record is from RefSeq and is a predicted model, not a curated record. The transcript has 4 exons. Gene Ontology annotation, molecular function: protein binding. NCBI's taxonomy places the organism in Eukaryota, Metazoa, Chordata, Actinopteri, Anabantiformes, Osphronemidae. Bases 404 to 2431 code for a protein of 675 amino acids.
UCCUCCACCACCACCACCACCCCUCAAAGUACUCGAUGUAUAGUUAAAAAAUGGGAGGGCACACUUGAACCGAGCUGCUCUAUGAAGGUAGGCUGCAGCGUGUGUUUAUUGAUGAGAUGAAAAGAAGAUGGAAGUGAGAAAUGAAACAAAGUAAAGGAACAUAUUAAAAAACUAGAGGCGCUUCGUCGGGGGAAAACGAGGGGAGCCGUGGAAACGCUGUGGCCACUUUUUGAACGUGCUUCGAAGUGCAGCACAUGAUUUGGACAGAGAGGACUGACAGCCUUGCCUAGCACCCGGCCUCCGAUCAGCCAUCUCCACCAGCAAACUGAAGCUUGACCCGCACUUCAUCACCAGCCAUCUUCGUAACAAAACGUCAUCUGACUGUGACAUCAGUUGCAAGGGGAUGACCGAGCGCAUUCAUAACAUCAAUCUUCACAACUUCAGCAAUUCUGUACUUGAGACCCUCAAUGAGCAGCGCAACCGCGGGCACUUCUGUGACGUGACCGUUCGGAUCCAUGGAAGUAUGCUUCGGGCUCACCGGUGCGUGCUGGCUGCUGGAAGCCCCUUCUUUCAGGACAAGCUGCUCUUGGGCUACAGCGACAUCGAGAUCCCCUCUGUGGUCUCAGUGCAAUCCAUCCAAAAGCUGAUUGACUUUAUGUACAGUGGGAUUCUGCGGGUGUCUCAGUCAGAGGCCCUGCAGAUCCUCACUGCUGCCAGCAUCCUGCAGAUCAAGACAGUCAUUGAUGAGUGCACCCGCAUCGUGUCCCAGAAUGUGGGCCUGGCUGGGCCUGGGGGGUUCCCUGUUAUACCAGGGGACUCUGGGCAGGAAACACCGCGUGGCACGCCGGAGUCUGGCACCUCUGGGCCCAGCAGUGACGCAGAGUCGGGUUAUAUGCAAGCAACAUCGCAGCAGAGCAUGGAUCGCGCAUACACGUCACUGUACUCCUACACUGGCCUCUCUCUGCAAAACGGCACCCGCGAGCGGCCCCUUUACAUUAAUCCCCUGUCAACGAAUUACGAUCCGAGCCUCGGCGCUCAGAAGGACCAGCAGUCCCAGGAUCCGCCCUGGAUGAACCGCAUCCAGGAGAGAUCCCAGCAGGUCGACCGCUUCAUCUCCACGGCGGAGUCCACUCACUGCCGCAAGCAGCCCCGACCGGUACGCAUACAGACAGAGGGGAUGCACAUAAAACAGGAGGCCGAGGACGAGUUCAGUUGCUACGACAAUUUGGUGGAGUGCCAAGACGACACCGACCACACCGAGGGAGUGGAGAGUGAAUCCAAGGUGGAAAGUUUUGACUCAGGGGUGAGCUCCUCCAUCAGCACUGAGCCGGAUGCCAUGGAGCAGCAGCCGUACCUGACGGGCUACACCAGAGAGGUGGGAGGGGACGGCGACGGCGCUCCGGUGCAGAUAGAGGUCACCGACUCAUCCCCCGAGCAAGUGCACGACACGGAGGACGGGGACACGUCCCACAGCACUAGUGACAGUAGCAUGAUGCAGCCCCUGCCAAACUCAGUCAUGUCCCAGUCUCUGCCAAGUGCCCCGCACUACUCACACACCAGCAACCUGAGGAUGCCGCUCACCGUGACCAGCAACUCCCAAGUGAUGGGCACUGCUGGAAGCACCUUCCUGCCCACGCUCUUUCCCACGCAGCCGGCUAGAGACACCAAGCCGUUCCUUUACCUUCCUGGCCAGCAGCAGGCCCAGUUCGUGGCAGUGCCGCCCCCUGCAAUGCCAUCAUUCCCAAACGCCAUGUCGGUACAGCAGGCGCCGGGCCAGCAGCAACAGGCUGCCGGAGGACUGGGUCAGGGGGAAAAGAAGCCCUAUGAAUGCACUCUCUGCAGUAAAACCUUUACUGCAAAACAGAACUACGUGAAACACAUGUUCGUUCACACCGGUGAGAAGCCCCAUCAGUGCAGCAUCUGCUGGCGCUCGUUCUCCCUGAAGGAUUACUUAAUCAAACACAUGGUGACACACACGGGGGUGCGCGCCUACCAGUGCAGCAUCUGCAACAAGCGCUUCACCCAGAAGAGCUCCCUCAACGUCCACAUGCGGCUGCACCGUGGUGAGAAGUCCUACGAGUGCUACAUCUGCAAGAAGAAGUUCUCACACAAGACCCUGCUGGAGCGGCACAUGGCGCUGCACAGCACAAGCAGCGCCAUGACGGGGCUGUCGGGCACCGCCGGCACCCCGGGCCCCGUCUCCAUCCCUAUGCCCAUGGCUGUCCCCGAGCCCGGAGCCGGAGUGGUGGCCCUCGCCAUGCCAGUGAGCGGAGGUGCCGGAGUCGGGGCCGGGGUUGGAACAGGAGUGGGCGUCGCUGCGGAAGCGAGCUGCCAAGAAGGGACCACCUACGUGUGCUCCGUCUGCCCUGCCAAGUUCGACCAAAUGGAGCACUUCAAUGACCACAUGCGAAUGCAUGUCUCCGAUGGAUAAGUACAAAUAGAUAAACUUCUUUCGAAACGAAUGACAAAUAAAAUGGCACUAGAUUUUCCUUUUCUUAUUUUGAGGUAUGAAGAGUAAUGAGUAUAGACACUGGCACAUUAAGUUUCCAAAAAAAAAAAGAUUUUUUUUUCUGUUAUUCUAAAAGAAAAAAGAUGGUGGCCUUAAGGCUUAGUAGUUUGAUAUUGAUCUACUGGAUGGAUCCUAACUACAGGCCUCUAAAUGUAUGCUUUCCUAAAAUACUGAUUUAUGUGUUGAACACUACCGAAAGGCCUACGAAAGAAACACAUACACACAAACACACCUUUAGUGUAGAUAUGUCCGAAUGAAUAUACAUGUGCAUCUAUGUGUGUAUUUGCAUAUGUUUGUCUGUUUGUCCAAGUGUGUGUGUGUGUGCGUGUGUGUGUGUGUGUGUGCGGGUGUGUGGGGGGUGUGCGUUUGCGUGUGCAUUGCCAUGAAACAAAUAAUGGCGGUUGUGAACCCAUACUGACCAGUUUGGAAACUAUAGAUGUCCAAGCUUACUGUGGUAUAAUUUACAACGACAAUAACAAAAAAAAUCAUCUGGGGUUGGGCUACAGAUUCCCUCUAAAAAUACUGAUGGUCACAAGAUUGCCUUCUUAUGUAAAAUAAAAAAGGAGAGUAGUUAAUUUGACACUGGGUUUUAUUUAUUCCUAUGAUAUUAAGGGAUUAUAAUGCAGCUGUUGUCAAGGUACCGAUUUUAAUCAUUUUACUGAAAUGUAACUUACUGUCAGUAGUGACAGGGACAAAUACUUCUCAUAUGUUUUGUAAUUGUUGUCCAUGCAUUUUGAUGAUUUACUAAAUUAGACUUUGUUGAUGAGACAGUAUUUGAGCAAAAAUCUGUUUCAUUUUCCUGAAGUUUGGAGUUUAACUCAUUCGCAUACACUGCCACUAAUAUCUUAAAGACUGUUAAGGCUAGUGGACCUCUUCCAUUUCUAUACAUGAGAGAAGAAGAACGACUCUUUCGCUGAUGGUUUUUUAGCCUUUCUCACUCACAGUUACGGCAGGUUGGAACAUAUGACUAAACUCUCUCCUUCAUAAUUGCUGCUCCUCAACUUGCACCUGACUGUUAUGGGAUGUAGAUUAAAAACAGGUUUCUCACUUUAACUAUUGUUGUUCUUGAAUAGCCUACAUGGUUUUAAUUUGAUUAUCAAAUUAUAAUAUUGGGGGUUCAGGCUCGUUCAGUACAAAUGUGUUAAAUGGGGGAAAAAAUUCAUUUGACUCACAUUUAAAUUGGAAAUAAAUGAUACGGUGAUGGUGGAACCCCCCACUUAGCCUGUUCAGUACCGUUGCAAAGCUCCAUCAGCAGGAGGCAGUUAAAUUACUGUAUACAUGUAUGUAUUGGCGUCUCCUGCACGAAACUCAUACUAAAACACGUAGCGCCACUGAUUGACAUGACACUGGUUGUGAUAUACCACAAGUUGCAGAUGGACUUUCUAGACAAUAGUAUACAUUCCUGAUUUUUCUGAAACCUGGACACGGCGUGUACAGAAGAGAUAUGGAAGCUAGUGUGCGCAAGUUGUCAUCCAUGCAUCACUUCACUCAAGGCUUAUUUCUUAUAUUUGAAUAGUUUUCUAUUGCUUUUUAGCCAAAAUAGGACACACACACACACACACACACACUCACACACAUGCAACUGCCUGCAACUGCAAUCUGAAGGAUCUGCUCAUUUGUUUGAGCAGACACUUCAGAAGUUGUAUCGUUAACAGAAUACCUAACUGCAUACAGUGGUCUGUAAAAUUAAAAAAAAACUAAGUGCUACUUUGCACAUUUUCUUAAAAUGCCUGUGCUUAAUAUUUAAUUAUUUUCCUUAAAUGAUUCUAUGGUUUUCUUUUAAUUCAAUUUCAAAGGAAAAAAAACUUUUUUUUUUAAUCUUGAUAAGUGGACUGCAUUAUUUUCUUGCAUAUAUGUUGCACUGCUUAAACCAAUAAGUGCACUACUGUUAACAGAGAUAUUAUAGUUUUAGAAAAGAGGAUUUUUUUUAAAUCUGACAUUUGGUUGUAAAGUUCACAUGUAAUAGAAUAGCUUUGUUUCCAUUAAUUCAUUAGGUUUUUCAGCGGUUCUUGGCUUUUGUUAUUUGCUUGCAGUUCCCUACAGUGUAUACGUAUGCCGUGUCGGUGCAAGCAUUAAUUUUAUAUUUAAUUCUGUACCGUUAUAUGUGCUCAUCUAUCGUUUAACCUUUAGAUUCAUUCUUUAAUGGCAUCAGUUCCCCAAAACAGUUGAUUCAGUUGCAUUUCUUUGGAAACAGAACACAACAUCCAAGCCAAACGACAGUAAUAAUAAACACUCCUGUCCAACUCUGUUGGUGGUGGUAAGAGUAAUAAUAACAAUAAUGAUGAUAGAAAUAAUUCUUAUUAUGAAUAAGACCUUUAUAAUGUAUGUGAGUGUGUAACAUAAGUGACGUGUGUCCUAGAACAACCUUCUGUGGGUUUAAAGGUGUUGGGAGAUGAUGGAAUGCAGCUUCUUUGAUAUUUGUCCGUCAGUUGUACACAGUUGUGUCCUUAGUGUGUAUAUGUGUAUAUGAGUGUCUGUGUGUGGUAUAUAGCCUAAUCAAAAUGUUGAUAAGUGGAAUAUCUGAACUGUAGGGCUUCCUUUGCAAUAUGCAGCGCAGGUACUAAGAGAAGCAGCUCUCCAAACCUUUUGGGCUAGUGCGGCACCUGUAAUCCAAAAUCCCGACUGCAGCCUCGGUCGAGUGCCGUUGACUUGGUCCCGCCCGCUUGAAGGACUUGUGUCAAGCGUUUUGAUGCUACGUUUUGUAUAAUCGCCACUAGACUCGCGUUCCCCGCGGAGUCGCUUUAAAUCAAAGUCGAGUGAGACUCCGUAUCGCGGGUUCCUCCUCGGCUGCGAGAGUCACAGUGAGAGGAAAAAAAACGAUAAUAUACAGAAAGAAAAAAUGUGUGAGAUUAGUCCUCAGUUGAAGUAGCACAUAACAUUUGAUUGGGCCUGUGUUUUAUGGUGUGCAUAUAAGCCUAAAUUGUACGGUUACAGUUUGUAGCUGUGGUUGCCAGGAUGGCAAUAUUGCUGCAUGCUAGUGCUAUAUUUGUCUCUACACAGCAAGUGGAGGGUAAUCUCAUGCCUUAACAGACAAUGCACUAAAUAGAAAACGUAAGCAACUGCCGAGAUCUCUUUCCAACAGUAUUGCCACGCGUGUGGCGCAUAGCUCAUGAUGUUGGUGUUCGUCGUCUGUUCAGUACCCAGUUAAACACUGCCAAACUAACAUCAUCACUUCGUCAGAGCAAAGGCAGAGACAUGAGUUGAAUUGUUUCAGUGUAACGUGUGUGUUCAGUAAUCUAGCAUUCCUAAAUUUGACAUAUUUUGUGUAAACACAUAUAUCAAAUGCACUAUUGACUGUAGCUAGAUGAGUACAACCAGCUUUGUGGUAUCAUUGGUCUAAAUAGUAGGUUAAGUAGCUCGAUGUUGGUUUUUGAAAUAUUUGAUUUCAGAAUUACACUAUCAAUUGUUUCUCUAUUUUUAUUUGUACUUUUUGUUUUGGAAUAACAAAAGUAGCCAAUCUCAACGUUAUCCGGAUGAGGGCUAAUCACUCAUCCCGUCGUCGGUUGACUUCUUGUAUCAUAGGGUAUUUGAUAGCGGAACAGGCGUGGAAGGAGAGUCAUGGCGUGUUAUAGCCCCCCCACCGUCGCAUUAGCAUCACAUGUCCAUAGUUAUAUAUUCCUUAUACUGCUUCAGCUACUUGUGGUGGUGCUUAAUUCUCUUUUCUCAGUGUUGCAAAGAGUUGGUUGAAAAUUGUUGAAAAGUUGCAACAUUAUCCAGAAAAUAAGUCCUUAUCUCAAUCGUGCUUCUUCUAGUUGUUAGUUUAAAAAAAAAAGUCUAGAAUUUAUGUUUGCAAAGUGUACACAUAUUUUCCAGAACAAAACAUAUUGAAAAGUAGAUAAUAGCCUUGAGCCUGCAGCUGUUUGUAUUGUGUUUCAAAUAUAUUACUGUUCAUGUUUUGUUUAUCUUAGCGUAGAGACACAGAGUCUACAGUACAUUGUUGUCCUUUUGCAGUAUGUUUAAUUCAUCGUUAUACUUCUUUAUUUCAGACUUCCUUCGACUUUUUUCUGGUGAUCAUAGUGGUGUUGUUUAUACAUACAUAGCUUCACGUGACUGGAAAAAGGAUAGUCAUAUUGAGUCAUAUUUCACAGUGUACUAUAUAUAUAUUCAUAUAUGUUUUGCAUUGAGAUAAAAACAAGGAAGUGGAAGAUAGUGAUGUUGAUGGUGGUGUUGAGUAAGGAACAGGUUCAUUUUAUUCUUACGCACGUGUCUGUCUUCCUGUUUGUCUCCACACAUUUUCUGUCAGAAUUCUUUUUCGUUUUAUCUUCAUUUAAGCUUGAAUAAAGUCACAAAGUUAAGAGUAGAAUACAAAAAAAAAACACAUGAAGCAUUCAGAUAAUACUUAACUGCAUUUGUUGUCCUUCUACAGAACACAUAAGAGUGAAAUAGAUAACUUCUUACAAAUGUACUAUAUAUAUUUAAGUAUCACCGUCUCCACACAGAUAAUAAAAACGUUUUUCAGAUAGUUUGAUAAAGACAUAAUUGCAGCUAUAGUAUACAGUACCUGUGGGAUAUAGGGAAUAUGCCUAUCAAGUGCCUAUCAGUACAUACAGCAACUAUACAGAAGAUUCAUAGUUUUUCUCUCCUACAUUGCACAGAUACAGUAUAUACACAAUGGUCUAUUAAAAGUAUACUAUUUAUGCUACUACUGCUGAAACCUGGUAGUUGUGAGUGCAUCCUAAGAAAACCCUUUAAAAUAACUGAAAUAUUCUAUUCAUAUACAGCGAAGGCUACAUCAGCAAGUUUAAUUUUUUUUAUCGUACAUUUAUACCGUCUGGAGGAUUUAAAGAUGUAAAGUGCAAUCACAUUUUCAUAAAUACAUAUACAAAUAGGCUUAGAUGUUAGAGUUGAAAGUUAAAUGACCUGUUUUUUUCAUUCACGUUGCUCUGUCUCAUAAAUAUUAGGCUUUUGGUUUUUUAUUUUUAGCCUUUGCCAUUUUCAAACAAGCCAUAUGCUGUACUGUACCGUACUGUACCGUACUGUACGCUGAGGGUGGAGGGCAGUGGCGCUUUGUGAGCAGCAGAGGGAGCUGCGCAUUGGCUGGAAGACGUGAACUUUAACCACCUGCCAGAAAUGUACGACAAUCCAAGUCAAACGCUCACUUAACUCUCAAUCUUGUACUGCUCUUCAGACUAUAAUUACAUCUAUAGACGUGGCCAGUAGAUACGUCCACUGGUGUUUAGUGUAAAUUAAUAAUUCACAGCUUAGAUGAAGAGGCAGGCGCUUUAGGAGCUGGUUUCAGAUUAUCUCGGUGUCCUUUGACCUUAGUGGCAGGUUCUUCCACACACCAGCCCAAUGGCCAGUUUCCCUUCAAAGUUUUAUCUUAUCCGACAGCCAUGUUGAUUAUGUACAGCUUGAAAUUGUAAAGGGCAAGCGCUGAGCAAUGAGAAAAGAAGAAAGUGGUCAUUAAACGGGAGACUAGAUUUAUAAAACUGCUACUAGGAGGCAAACAGAGUUUUGUAAUUAAAAGUUUUGGCUACGGAUAAACACACACACAGAGUAUUCAAAGGUCUUAAAGUAGUUGGUUUAAUAACAUGAAAACAAAAGUAGAAGAUAAUAUGGUAGAAUAAAAACCAUAAAUGAAGUUUCAGCGCUGAGUGGCUGCGAGAUAAAAGGUUUUGGGGAUGGCUGAUUAUUCUGUCCCCUGUGGACUAAUUACCACAGUUUCUCUCUCUAACCUUCUCCAGCCUAGUUACUGUGCCAAAUUUAGAGAAAAAGACAAAUUUUAUAACACCAUUUUAUAACACCAUUGUUAAAUUAGAUGUAAGAAUCAAGCAGAAAAAGGAAAAAUUAUGGGAAUCGUUUUAAGUGAGCAAAUCUAUUAAAAAAGGCCUAAUUUACACACAACGCAUAUGCAAAACGAAGUGAUUGCCUUUAUUUAGAAUCUUUAAAUCUUCCAUAAUUCAUAGUUUCAAGUAAAUAGGAGAAAACAGCUAUGAUUGACACAUACACAUGUUGAAUGCUUAGUUUCAUACUGUUCAUAUGAAGCAUCAGUAACAUAGGCAAUGUGAUACUGCUAGUCCCUGUCAUCCACCGUCACACACAAGCAGCGUCUGUUCGCAUCCUGCACACCAACACUCAGAUUUACUCCAAGCUUUACACACACACACACACACAAACACACACAGUGAAACAGCUGUUCAGAGCUUGACCUAAGCUACGUCUUGAUUACGUUCACUAUGAUGCAGUUACUACACUACCCUGGUGGAACCCACCUUGUACCAGUCCAAAUAGAGCAUGCAGGCCUCGCUCCCGUGAAGGAGAACCUAUUUUACUUCUCUUGGGUGUUUCUGUUUUGUUUUUUUUGUUUUUUUUAAUCACGGUAAUGAGGAGACUAGUCGCGAUUUAGCCUCUGAAGACUUUGAACACUUUGGCUCCUUGCGUUCUCACUUGCUGGUUGUCUUCUUGGCUUCGUCCGGCUCCAUGAGGCGAUUAGCGCUGAAGUGUGCGGCAGCGUGACUGAAAACAUGCAUUCCCGUUCGAGUCCAGAACAUUCCAUCUCACACUCAACCAACCUGAUCGAGGGUUUUCCACGGCCUCGUGCUUGCCGCAAAUUGAUUGGAUUUGUUUUUAAUCGCGCCGUGACGAACGUGGGUCUCGGUUUCCCAUCGGGGGCCGAUCGGGGUGCGAAUCUGGGCCCCGCCCACGCGUUGCCAUGACGCCACGAGGCCGCUCGGCGCCGGGCGCGGCCCACGCUCGUGCGGACUGGUUCUGGUUCUGUCUGGGCUCUAGACAAGAUGAGGCUCUUCACCACGUCUGCCUUCAUCCACGUGUAGGUGUGCGUUCACAUUUCUAGCACUGUAAGGUUCUAAAGGAGCUGGUGGAGUCAUGAGUUCAAACAGGGCCAUGCUUGCUAUUAGGAGGCAAAUAAAAAAGCUGUACUAGACAAUGUUUAUUUUGACAAACCAAAGAAGGGUUCAAAUCAUUUUAGUUUUAUGGAGAUGAUACGUUUUCUUACGUGUGUUUAGGGCUGGGUUGCUCCGCGUGCUUCUUUUUUCCUCUUUCGUGGCAGAGUGCUUGUGAAACGCAUCCUUUCGAUGACUUGUACUGGUUUUUGUGCUUCUGUUUAUUUGCCUGUUGUAGACCAAAAUCUAUGUUUUUGAGGCGAAAUGCGACAAACGCGUGAACAUGAAUCGGACGCAGUAGCCGUGAUGCUGAAGGUCACAGGUCAAAACAUGUACACGAGUGUAAAGCGUUGCAGUGUUCUGACUGAUCCUGGUCGCGUCGUCCACACGCGCACACACGUGGCAGAUGAGAAUAGUUCACCUUCACAAUGGGUUUGAUCUCAGUAGUUUGUCUGUUAUUUUGUUGUUGUAGAAUAUUUCUUGGUAUAUUGGCACUGUCUGAUAAUUUAAGAUUGUCCCGAAAAUACUAAUCUGACUUUGUGACUUAGAAACACAUUUAGCCAUUUAUACUUGAGAUGGACCAAGAUGUUUGAGUUUGCACAUAUUUGUAAGUUGUUAAUUAAGCCAAAAACAAAGAAAGAGAAUGACGAUACAAAACUUUGAGUCUCGACAAUUCAAGUCAAAUCAGACAUUAGUCGAAUAAAAGCAUCAGCCAACCACAAGAUGAAAAAAGACUGAAACCAAACUAUACGAAUUUCAAAAAUCCUGAAUGUGGUCCAAAUAUAUAUAAAAGUCAUUAGAUGAUAUAUUUUUGUAAUAACAGCAUCAUCAUCUGCAAGCAGAAUGUGAACCAUUUGGCAAACCCUGACAAUAUUUUAUUACUGUAUGCUCGACUUGUAGGUGAAUCUGCUGUAUAUUUUUCAUUCUGUGUUCAAAAUAGGAAAAUUUGAUUACUGUAAUUCGGGCAAUAUUUUGCACCUGCGACAAAGAAUUUCUCAAAUAUUCACCUAACAAAUCAAAAAUUACACGUGCCCUGAUAUAAAAGAAUCUUAGUGUUUUUUUUAUUGUUUUCAGGCUUGUUGCUGCCAUAUCAUGUAUUUAGAUGCUUUUGUAAACAUGCACUUGAGUUGAAAUAUGAGAUGUGCUUAUAAAUAUGUGUAUAUUUUGUUAGGCCUUUUUUUGCCUAUGUUAGCUUGAUAUAUUAUAUCAUUUCCCUAAAAAUAUUUCUCCUAUAUAGUUUUGAACUUGGCAGAAGUGGAGCUGUUGUAGUAAAGGUAGUUAACAUCACAACUAAGCAACCCUGAAAUAUAUGCUGCAGUAAUGUGUUUUCAGUUUGUUUUUGAUAAUUUAUGCUCCAAGUUGGUUUGUAUUUUAUUAUUAUUAUUGUUGUAUGAAACAAGCUUGUUUGAAAAUGUAUUGACUGCUGUUUUGAAAUAGGGGAUAAAGUUUUUUUUUUUUUUUCCUUUUCUUCUUUUUUUUUCAAAUGUAUGUGCACGUUUUUAUAAUAUGAUUUGUCAAACACUGGACUGGAGUGACUUUUCCAACAUUUCCAAGUUGAGAGAUGUAUUUGACAGACAUAACUGCACAGACGACACCCGUUAGCACAGAUGUGAGUUGACAGACGAAGCACAUCCUCCCAGCUGUACAGGGAGGGUGACUAACGCGGCCACCAUCCUCCCUUUCAAAGUACGAGUCAAUUGGAUGUAGGAAGCGAAGCGAGUGUGCUGGUUAAUUGCAUUCAGUAGGAAAUAUUUAUUAGGGUUUUCCUUCCAAAUUGCUGCAUGGCAUCGGCUGGUGACAGAUUUUUUUUUUCUUUUUUGAUAAAGAGAGCGCCUACUUACUCGGUGAGGAGAACGAUAAAGGGAUACCACUUCACAGCUUUCCAGUUCUAAAACUCACCUGCUAUGUUUCUGCUAUAGAAGAUCAGAUAUGACAGUUGACUCUCAUUACACCACCCACCACUUCUCAAACCAGAAAAGAGAUUUGCACUAGACUUAUUUUGGUCUUCUUCUAUCAAAAGCAAUAUAAUUCACGCAACACGUUUUUGGACCAUAGUAUCUGAUGGUUGUUUGCCCUCAGUGGGAAUGUUGAGCAAAUGGUUUUAUUUCUCUUUUUUUUUUUUCGUAUUUAAAGGUACAGAAUCAGUCGCCUUUUUUAAAUGUACAUGAACUCCACCUAUUGUUGUUCGUAGCAGGUUAUUUUUUUAGCCAGCAGUACCCUGAGUAUUAGUGUCCAGAUUUUGAGGGGCAUUAAAAACUGUUGUUUCCUCCUGUGAUUGCUUUGGACAAAUCAAGCAGCUGUUAAGCGAGGAAUGGGAUGUAUGAGGGAAGGAAUCAUUUCCCACCAGUCAAAACGUCGAUUGUCUUCACAUUCAAACAUAGAACACAGAUACCAAACGAUAAACCCAACACAUGUCGGAUGUCACACAGGAAACCAUACGAGGAAAAACAAGCUCAUCACCUUCAGUUCUGUAAACAGCAACACUGGCUGCUCACCAUGAGUCACCGUUUGUCAAGCCGGUCAUUCACAACAGCCGUAAUUAUUGACCUUAAAAUCAUUAUUUUGUUGAUGGAUACGUGUAAAAUUUCCAAUAGUUCACACACACAAGCAAACCUUCACCAUCUUACCUGGAUGUAGUAGCUUUCCUGUUUUCACCGCUUUGUGGUGUUGUUGAAAGAUGUGGCGGUUUGUCUAAAUAUGUUGCGUGUUAGAGGAAGCAUAAGUAUGUGCCUUCUUGUAAUCUCCUUGGUGAGCUUGUUAUUAUUGAGAAGCUGAAGCCAGCCAAUUGUGUUUGCACUAAAACCAAAUUGCUUUUUGUGAUGUAGACUAUUUAAGCAAGCUUGUUGCGUCACUUUAACCGUACAGUAUGCAUGAGGGUGAAAUUGGUGAGUCUAGGGCUAGAGCUCUCAUCUGUUGAUCUGUAAACCAGUGCAGCUUAGAGGAUCUUGUGAAUAUAUCUUGGCUUAGUUUCGCAUUCAGUUUUCAGUUCCAUCUCCUUACUCAUCGAGUUUGUCACAGUUUCGACAGUUGAAAAAAAAGAAAAACGAAAAUGGAAAAAAAAAAGCAAAUAACACAUACCAUGAAAACAAUACAGCUUUUACUUUCACAUGCCACAGUUAGAGUUACACAACGGCAGUAGAGAUGUUAAUUUCUCUCAAUCCAUGGGAAUGCAUGAGUAUACGAGGUCGCCUCAAGACUAUUGGUCAAAUCGAUCUAGGGUGUUCUUUUGGAAAAUUGUAUUUAUUACAUAAUUUGUUGACAUCUGAGAAAAGGCCUACAUGCUUUUGAGUCUUACAAAUGCACCUUAUUCAUGUCAGUCCACGUGGGAAAUAAAAAAAAAGGCUGGCAAUGUAAUAGCUCUGAUUUAGCACCUUACUACACAGCAUGUUUUCACUUUAUGCCAGUUUAGCUAUUCUUCCAUAUGUAUGAUUUCAAAAAUAAAUCUCCUAUUCAGUGAAAUUGUUUCAUGGGAUGUGCCAAAGUUUGGAGGCGAUCUCCCAAGUGUUUAUGCUUAUCAUUUUCUUUUCCUCCUCCUUCAGUUAUAGCAAUGGUAUGUCAAAACUUUCCUAUAACAGUGUGUGGAAUCAAUUUAUCUCAGCAAACAGUAUCAUUACUUGCCAUUUUACAAUAAGCCCUGUAUUUCACAUAUAUUUACCAGUGAUGUGUAUUUGUUAUUAUAAAGAAAAUAGCCGUAAAAGCUUCAUUAUGUUACAUAAUAUUGUGACUUUUUUCGAAAAACUGUGAAGACUUAUCUUGCAUAUACUUUAUACAGAAGUAUUAAGCCUUAAUACAAAAGACUAAAAAAAGUGUGGAAGAAUAAACUGAUUGUUGCUAAGUAAGGAUGAUUUUUGUAAAUGUUACCAGCACUUUUUUUGUAAUUUUCACUCUCUGAGGUAUUGUACAAGUUCAAGCUGUUUGUGAAGUUUGAUUAUGAAGGAAUAAAAACUAGUACUUUCCUGUACUUCACAGAAA